This is a messenger RNA of Melitaea cinxia (Glanville fritillary), 1122 nucleotides long. RefSeq names its product zinc carboxypeptidase A 1-like. The record is from RefSeq and is a predicted model, not a curated record. Gene Ontology annotation, biological process: proteolysis. Lineage: Eukaryota; Metazoa; Arthropoda; Insecta; Lepidoptera; Nymphalidae. Bases 1 to 1107 code for a protein of 368 amino acids. Gene Ontology annotation, molecular function: metallocarboxypeptidase activity; zinc ion binding. The transcript has 6 exons.
AUGUAUCUUUUGGGAAUUGUAAUUGCUACAGUGUUUUUCAACGCAGCCAAAGCGGAUUAUUGUGGUUGCAAGUCGCUACGUCCUUGUUACAAAAGGAUGUUAGAUGCAUUACUUGUUGAUGAUGAAGAGCCUUGUGUUGAGAAUGUUGCCAUCGGAUCCAGCACAGUGACGAUAUUUCUGAAAGCACUAAAAACGUACUGCGGUUACACAGUUCAGGUUCAUGAUAAUUUUACGACACGUGAAAACAGAAACUUAUUUGAGGUUUGUGUAAAAAAGAUAGUAAUUAUUAACGGUACAAAACCUAAAGGUAGAGAAAAAGAGUCUAGACCGAUUAUACUCUUAGACGCAGGUCAAGAUGCUGGCUCCGAACCUGUUGCCUUUGCGCUGUAUAUAAUCGAACAACUUGUAGCGUGCGCUGAUAACAUAAAUAUGAUACGGAAGGUUAAAUGGGUGAUCUUACCAUCUACUAAUCCGGAUGGGUUAGAGUACAGGAGAAAUAAAAAGGAAUACUGGAGAAAGAAUAUGAACUAUUUACAAAACAAGACUUACGGUGUAGAUAUAACAAGAAACUUUGAUGACUCUUGGAAUGUUUGUCCGAUCACUGAGAAUAUAUUUUCACAAACAUAUCAGGGUCAAGUUAAUUCUGAAAAUGAGACUAAGUUCAUAAUAGACGUCUUAAAGAGAUAUAAAAAUGAUAUAAAUACGUACAUUUCGUUGCGACGCGACGGUCACGGUAUAUUUUAUCCGUAUGCCGCCAGAAAUAUAACUUUUAACUCUAUAGAAAAGGUUAAGAAAAGAGCCGGCGAUGUAGCAGCUAAAGUAAAUCAUAGAGCUGGAAGCUUUCAGUGGUUUGUCAAUGAAAGUAUCUAUAACGUGAAUGAAGAAGCUCACUGCGGGCACAGCGUCGACUACGCCGUUAACAAGAUGGGUAUCCCUUACUCAUACGAAAUGCGUAUUUUCUCGGAAAGCGCCAACAAAUACAUAAAAAAUUUUCAGUCUCUACCCAAAGGAUACGAGGUUUCAUUAAGAGCCGGCUAUUUUAGCGGUAUUAGAGAAAUAUACAAUUCAAUUAUCAAUGAAAUGAAACAAAAGAAGAAACUGAAAUAAACUCAUACGAAUCCA